Camelina sativa (false flax) is the source of this 1698-nucleotide messenger RNA. Its product is annotated as protein trichome birefringence-like 5. Gene Ontology annotation, molecular function: O-acetyltransferase activity. The record is from RefSeq and is a predicted model, not a curated record. Gene Ontology annotation, cellular component: Golgi apparatus. NCBI's taxonomy places the organism in Eukaryota, Viridiplantae, Streptophyta, Magnoliopsida, Brassicales, Brassicaceae.
ACAUUGAAUGAAGUCGCAUCUGACGGGUGAGAUGAGUAGUGCGUAGCUCUAGCUUCCACUCCGAUGGUGGUGGUGGCUUCAUUUGACAAUGUCGACUUCUUCUUCUUUCCCUAGCUUCCCUCGCACCAUCGUCUCCUACACUGUCACAACUUCACUCUUCAUCGUUAUCUUCCUAUGCAGCGUCUUCCUCUUCACUCGACGCACUCUCGAACCUUCUCUCCAACCUUACCAAGCCGCCGACAUCUCUCUCUCCGCCGCCGAUCCACCUCCUCCUACGCCCAUACUCCCUCAAAUCGAGCCUCACGAACACGAUGCUACCGAUGUUGACGUCACCGUGGAAACAAAUCCAAAGGAGGAAGACGAUUCACGCCGCGGCGAUGACGUCGCGGUAGAGACUGAGCUGAAACUUAAAGAUGUGGACGAUUCGCACACGGCGAAAACUGAGCCGGAAGAAGAAGUAGGAGGAGGAGAAUCUGUGGACCAGGCGGUGGUUGAGAAGAUGAAAGGCUGUGAUUUGUACAGGGGAUCAUGGGUUAAGGACGAUGAUGAGUAUCCAUUGUAUCAGCCUGGAUCGUGUCCUUAUGUUGACGAAGCUUUUGAUUGUCAGAAGAAUGGGAGGCGUGAUUCUGACUAUCUCAAUUGGAAAUGGAAGCCGGACGGUUGUGAUCUCCCACGGUUUAAUGCUACAGACUUCUUGGUGAAGCUACGAGGUAAAAGUCUGUUGUUGGUUGGAGAUUCUAUGAACCGUAACCAGUUUGAAUCAAUGAUUUGCGUUCUUCGAGAAGGUUUAUCCGAUAAGAGUAGAAUGUACGAGGUUUAUGGCCAUAAUAUAACAAAGGGGAGAGGCUACUUUGUAUUCAAGUUUGAAGAUUUCAACUGCACAGUAGCGUUUGUGAGGUCACAUUUUCUUGUAAGGGAAGGAGUUAGAGCAAAUGCUCAAGGAAACACUAAUCCGACCCUUUCGAUUGAUCGCAUUGACAAGUCACAUGCUAAAUGGAAGCGAGCUGACAUUCUUGUCUUUAACACUGGACAUUGGUGGGUUCAUGGAAAGACCGCCAGAGGGAAAAACUACUACAAAGAAGGUGAUUACAUCUACCCGAAAUUUGAUGCGACUGAAGCAUACAGAAGAUCGUUGAAGACUUGGGCAAAAUGGAUUGACCAGAAUGUGAAUCCCAAAAAGCAGCUUGUAUUUUACCGCGGAUACUCCUCUGCCCAUUUUAGGGGAGGUGAGUGGGACUCGGGAGGGUCGUGCAAUGGGGAGGUGGAACCGGUUAAGAAAGGUUCAAUCCUGGAUUCCUAUCCUUUGAAAAUGAAAAUAGUCGAGGAAGCCAUAAAGGAGAUGCAGAUUCCUGUGAUUCUCCUAAACGUGACAAAGCUGACUAAUUUCCGCAAAGACGGACAUCCAUCAAUCUAUGGUAAGACCAACACAGAAGGUAAAAAAGUGUCAACAAAGCGACAGGAUUGCAGCCACUGGUGUCUGCCAGGAGUUCCUGAUGUUUGGAACCAUCUUAUAUACGCGUCUUUGCUCCUUCAACCACAUUCCUAAUAGUUCAUACAUCAAAAAAAUUAGAUAGGAAAAGAUGAGGAGAGAAACAAAUGACCAAUUCAGUUGUCAUUGUUGUUAGCGGUGACAUCAAAAUUUUGUGUAUUUUAUCACUCUUGGAGGGAGUAGUUUUUUUUUUCUUUAUGUAGAGAUGU